Molecule: messenger RNA, 1636 nt
Organism: Aricia agestis (brown argus)
Lineage: Eukaryota; Metazoa; Arthropoda; Insecta; Lepidoptera; Lycaenidae
Product: lipase 3-like
Exons: 1
Coding region: 32-1507 (491 amino acids)
Source: RefSeq, a predicted model, not a curated record
UGGACAGCGAUCGGACAGCACACUCCACACCAUGAAGACCGCUCUGGUGCUCCUCUGCCUCGCCGCCGGCCAGGCCGCCGCCAACAUCUUCCGGACCCAUCGGCGCCAGAACGACUGGAUCGUCCAGCCCUACGACUACUACAAGAACAUGCCCGAGUCCUCCCGCUCCUCCGAGGAGAGGGGCUGGGACGUGUACUCCGCCGUCAUCGCCGACGUCGACUCCCUCCGGAACAAUCUGAUCCUGCAGGGCGUCCCGGCGAUCUACCGCGACUCCUCCGAGCACAUAUUCGAUGAAGCCUUCGAGACCAUGAGACACAUCGACGAGGACACCAAGCGGAGGAUCCACCAUGUCUUCGGAUCGGGCUGGACCGAGGAGGCCGAGCUCAACGCGACGCAGCUGCUGAAGAAAAACGGCUACAGGGUCGAGGAGCACGUCGCCAUCACCGCCGACGGCUACUACCUCACCCUCAUCCGCAUCAGGGGCAAGACCGGCGAAGAAAUUAAAGAGCACAGGCCCGCCGUCCUCCUCGUCCACGGCUUGCUCGGCAGCGCCGAUGACUGGCUGCUGCUCGGCCCCGGCGAGUCCCUCGCCUACCAGAUGGUCGACGCCGGCCUCGACGUGUGGCUCGGCAACGUCCGCGGUAGCCGCUACUCCCGCCGCCACGCCGCCAAGCACCCCGCCCAGCCCGACUUCUGGCAGUUCGCCGUCGACGAGAUCGCCGCCCACGACCUGCCCGCCAUGAUCGACCACGUGCUGCGAGAGACGCAGCAGUCGCAGCUGUACUACGUCGGCCAUUCGGCGGGCACCACCGCCUUCUUCGCGAUGGCCUCCGCGUACCCCGAGCACGGGCGCAAGGUCGCCAUGAUGCACGCGCUGGCGCCGACGGUGUACAUGCGGCACGCGCGCAGCCCGUUGCUCCGCAUGAUAUCGCCCGCCAGCCGCUCCUACGAGUGGGUCACCAGGGAGCUCGGCCCCGGGGAGUUCCGGCCCAGCGCGCGCCUCGUGCGCUCGGUCGGGGGCCGGAUGUGCGAGGAGGCGGUCGGCUGCGAGCACGUCUGCGGCAACAUCAACUUCGUCAUCGCGGGCGUCGACACGACCGGCCUGGUGAUCGAGAAGCUGCCGGUGAUCGCCCGGCACCUGCCCGCGGGCGGCUCCACGCGCCACAUCAAGCAGUUCGGGCAGGCGGUGGCUGCGGACGAGCUGAGGAAGUACGACUACGGGUCGGAGGUGAACAUGAAGGUGUACGGCCAACCGGAGCCGCCGAAAUACAACAUGACUGACGUCCAGGUGCCCGUGGCCAUCUACUACAGCGAGGAAGACUGGCUGGCGCACCCCGCGGACGUGGAGAGGCUGCACGGCGAGCUGCCCGAUGUGCGCGACUUCUACAAGGUCCCCGAGCAGCACUUCGGCCACAUGGACUUCCAGUUCUCCCAGAAGACGUCGGUCAUCAACCAGAGGGUUGUCGACACCAUCGUCAAAGACCACAUGUCCAGUAACAAGUAUUAGGUUGAGUUUGGCCCGUGUUAAUAGUAGAGUAAGUUAGGUUAUGUUAUGUUUACGUCCGUCCAAUGUUAUGCCGAUGAUGAAGCUAUGUUAUGAGAUUGUGAGAUAAAUAAAUUAUUUUAAUUAUUAUUA